Punctularia strigosozonata HHB-11173 SS5 is the source of this 699-nucleotide messenger RNA. RefSeq lists its product as uncharacterized. The transcript has 4 exons. The record is from RefSeq and is a predicted model, not a curated record. Bases 1 to 699 code for a protein of 232 amino acids. Lineage: Eukaryota; Fungi; Basidiomycota; Agaricomycetes; Corticiales; Punctulariaceae.
AUGAGCAGCCGUCUUGCCUCCUUCCGCGGCCCAUCCACGCCCAACUCUUCCCCGGUUUCGAAACCCAAGCAGCCGAACUCUCCCUCAUCGACGUCUCGUGGCCCCAUUGAAUCGCCGUAUCAUCGUAAACUGCGAUCUGCGCUGCAAGAUCUACGGGGGUGCACGAGAACAUGGGAUGAUCUCGUCCUGCACGACGGAUUGAAGGCGGCAAAGAAUCUGGUGGAUGCAAGAACAGAACUAGAUAAUACCCUUGCAUUCGUCCCAUCGGGGAGUCAACCCCAAUACCGAGUGGUCGGCCCCAAACUUGAGACCAUGGAGGAAAGCAUCAUCCAACUAGACACCGUCAUCGCCAAAAUGCGCAAACAAUUCCAAAAGAUGGUUGCCAUCGUCGACAGUCUAGAGGGCACCUUGUUGGAGGCUCAUAAGACGAAGGGAUGGAACUGGUGUUCGUCGGAUCCCCUUUGGGUGACUUGGCCUUUCGAGAAAUUCGUGACAUCUCUGUCGCAUUUACCAAAACACUACCACCGCUCUUUCGAAAUGCAUGUCGAACUCGUGAAUUCCCUUCGAAGCCAUUCUACUCCCUUUGACGUCUCUCGCGAAGUUAUCGCGCGAUGGGUCGCCCAACCAUACCUCGAAGAGCACAGCUGGGACGCAGAAUGGGAAGACCUUUGCGAGGCCGAGAUUGACCGCUGGACGUAG